Tribolium castaneum (red flour beetle) is the source of this 1266-nucleotide messenger RNA. RefSeq names its product cathepsin L precursor. The record is from RefSeq and is a predicted model, not a curated record. The coding region runs from base 207 to 1238 and encodes 343 amino acids. Gene Ontology annotation, molecular function: cysteine-type endopeptidase activator activity involved in apoptotic process; cysteine-type endopeptidase activity. The transcript has 4 exons. NCBI's taxonomy places the organism in Eukaryota, Metazoa, Arthropoda, Insecta, Coleoptera, Tenebrionidae. Gene Ontology annotation, biological process: positive regulation of apoptotic signaling pathway; positive regulation of peptidase activity; immune response. Gene Ontology annotation, cellular component: lysosome.
UGCCUCACGCUGCCAGCGGCUCUUUACAAACAAGCCCACCUUCCACAAUUUCAAUGAAGACAAAAAAAUUGACGCGAUUCAAAUUUUCCUCCAGUACCACAGCGAACCUCCUCACGACCACUUCUAAGUCUUCACUUCCAACCAACAAGUGUUAAUUUAUGCAAUAAAUCCAAAUUAACAAAUUGAGCAACAAAAUUCACAUUGAAAUGAAAACUGGCCUGGUGUUUGUUGCAACAGUGGUGGCAUUUGCCAAAUCCCAGCUAUCCAUAGGUGUCACCCUGGAGAACCUUCUCCAAGAGGAAUGGAUGGCCUUCAAGCUGACGUACAAUAAGUCGUACGCCUCGCCCGAGGAGGAAAAUUUCAGGCGCGAGAUUUUCAUCGAAAAUCGCCACAAAAUCGCGCGCUUCAACCAGGAGUAUGGGCGCGGGCAGUGGUCUUUCGUCCAGCAGCUGAAUAAUUUUGCCGAUAUGCUGCAUCACGAAUUCCACAGGACGCUCAACGGUUUUAAUAGGACGUUGAGUGCAAGGGUUGGAAUACCACAGUCGAGCACUUUUAUACCGAGUGCCAAUGUGAUUUUUCCCGAUUAUGUGGAUUGGCGCGAAGUUGGUGCCGUUACGCCGGUGAAAAACCAAGGUUCUUGUGCCGGAUGCUGGGCCUUCAGUGCGGCGGGAGCUUUGGAAGGUCACAAUUUCCGAAAAACGGGCAGAUUAGUGGAACUAAGUCCCCAAAACCUUAUUGACUGUAGCACAAAUUACGGCAAUGAUGGAUGUUCUGGAGGACUGAUGAAUCCAGCAUACGAAUACGUCCGAACAAAUCCUGGAAUUGACACUGAAGAUUCGUAUCCUUAUGAAGCUCGAAACGGGCCUUGCAGAUUUCGUCCCGAGACAGUUGGUGCUUAUUGUACAGGUUACGUAGACAUCGCAGAAGGGGAUGAACAAGGCCUUGAAGCAGCGAUUGCAACUUUGGGGCCUGUUUCAGCGGCGAUGGACGCCGGUCGACAGUCCUUUCAGUUUUAUUCAGAUGGUAUCUAUUACGACCCACAGUGUGGUAACAGACCGGACGAUGUCAACCAUGCGGUGUUGGUGGUGGGAUAUGGGACGGAACCCAAUGGGCAAAAAUACUGGUUGGUUAAAAACUCGUAUGGGCCACAGUGGGGCAUCGGGGGCUAUGUCAAGCUGGCCAAAGAUGCGAACAACCACUGCGGGAUAGCCAUACAAGCUAGUUAUCCUCUUGUAUAGAAUAAUUUAAUAAAAUAUCUAGUUAAAA